UCACCUCGAAGAAGAAAAAACCAAAAAAUGCUGCUGCGCCCAACAACAACUCGUCUGCUUCAGUCCGCCGCGUCGCGCAGUUUCCCGCUCUACGCGUCUGUUUACCGUCCGCGCCCGUUCUCGUCCCGUUCCUGUCUGUUUGCGCCUGUCGAGUCGCAGCCGUCGUCUGAAAAGCCCGAGGAGCCUAAAAAGCCAGAGAGCAGACAGACGCCUCCUUCGAGACAACCGCCUUCGCUCGGUAGACUGCUGCUUAUCGUCGGCACUUUUUCUGCUUGCUUCUACGCUCUUGCCCGGUCUAUGCGAAAGGAACGCGAGGCCCGUCGUGAUUUGAAACUUCCAAACCCAGAGAUUCCUCCCGAAAUGAUUGAGAAAUUCAAACGUCCCGCGUUCACCCGCGACGAGGUCAAGGUCAUCUUUGUCCUCGGUGGUCCUGGUGUCGGCAAAGGAACGCAGUGCGCGAACCUCGUCCGCGACUUCAACUACGUCCAUCUCUCGGCCGGCGAUCUUCUCCGUGCCGAGCAAGCGCGCGAGGGCUCCCAGUACGGCGAAUUGAUCAAGACGCACAUCCGCGAGGGCAUCAUCGUCCCCCAAGAGAUCACGAUUGCGCUGCUCAAGAACGCGAUGACGGCCGAGGUCAAGCAGGGCCGCACAAAGUUCCUCAUCGACGGAUUCCCGCGCAAGAUGGACCAGGCGAUCAAGUUUGAGGAAGACGUGGCCGAGUCUGAGUUUACGCUCUACUUUGAUUGCACCGAGGACGUGAUGUUGCAACGGUUGCUCAAGCGUGGCGAGUCUAGCGGUCGCGAGGACGAUAAUAUCGAGAGCAUCAAGAAGCGGUUCAAGACUUUUGUCGAGACGUCGAUGCCGGUCGUGGAUUACUACCGCAAGCAAAACAAGCUCAUCUCCGUGCCUUGUGAGAAGAGUAAGGAGGAGGUGUACGAGAUUGUGAAGGCGCAGAUCAGCGACCGCAUGGUCAUCUAGGUUGAUCAUGACAAGACAAGGCAUAGAAGUAUAGAUUUUGGUUUAAUAUGUUUUUUUUAUGUUGUUAAUAUUCUGAUUCUAUGUUGUUUACUUUUUAUAACCCGCGAUUUAGUUGUCACUUGUCUUUAUCGAGCAGUUGUGCAAAAUGUUGUUAAUAUAUAUUAGUUGUAAGCAAUCUACGCGAGAAUUUCCCUGA
Messenger RNA from Myxozyma melibiosi, 1174 nucleotides. RefSeq names its product adenylate kinase-domain-containing protein. Gene Ontology annotation, biological process: UDP biosynthetic process; 'de novo' pyrimidine nucleobase biosynthetic process; CDP biosynthetic process. NCBI's taxonomy places the organism in Eukaryota, Fungi, Ascomycota, Lipomycetes, Lipomycetales, Lipomycetaceae. Gene Ontology annotation, molecular function: ATP binding; UMP kinase activity. Gene Ontology annotation, cellular component: nucleus; cytoplasm. The record is from RefSeq and is a predicted model, not a curated record. The coding region runs from base 28 to 978 and encodes 316 amino acids. The transcript is spliced from 3 exons.